This is a messenger RNA of Diospyros lotus (date-plum), 1227 nucleotides long. RefSeq lists its product as uncharacterized. The transcript has 2 exons. The coding region runs from base 1 to 1227 and encodes 408 amino acids. The record is from RefSeq and is a predicted model, not a curated record. NCBI's taxonomy places the organism in Eukaryota, Viridiplantae, Streptophyta, Magnoliopsida, Ericales, Ebenaceae.
AUGGAGUAUUGGGAAAAUGACAAUGAUGAAGCAAAUGAGGAACAGGUUAAUGCAGAAUCAAUGUUUUUAUUCAGGCAAGCUGCAGGGGCAAUUCUAAUUUAUUACAGCAAGUACAUGCUUAAGGAGCCAUGUCAUACAUCUCAACGAACAGGUCGUAUACUUAUUCAUGAAAUACUUAAUGGUAAUGAAAGUCGAUGUUACCAAGAUUUUCGCAUGACGAAAACAAUUUUUUUGGAUUUCUGUCGUGAUUUAACUGAAAGAUAUGGUCUCACUCCCACACGAGGAAUGUCUGUUCCUGAAUCAGUAGGAAUAUUUUUGAUGAUUUGUGGGUAUGGGGCUGCGAAUCGAUUGAUACAAGAAAUGUUCAAUCAUUCUGGUGAGACAAUUAGCCGACAAUUUCACAGAGUUUUGGUUGCUGUUAAUAGGUUAGGUAGUGACAUUAUUAAACCACAUCCUAACUACAAUGACGGGGAAGGAUACCACAAUCUGAAUAACCCUAAGUAUUUGCCAUUCUUUAAGGAUUGUAUUGGUGCUAUUGAUGGUACUCAUGUAAAGGCUCGAUUGCCACGAGGUGAAGAGGUACCCUAUAUAGGACGCAAAGGAUAUCCGACCCAAAAUAUCCUUGCAAUUGUGGAUUUUAACAUGUGUUUUACAUUUGCAUGGGCUGGUUGGGAGGGAUCAGCUCAUGAUGCCAGGAUAUUUAAUGAAGCAAUUCGUAGGCCCGACUUGAAUUUUCCCCAUCCAACAAGAGGGAAAUAUUAUUUAGUAGAUGCAGGGUACUCUCAUAAGAUUGGAUACAUGAGGCCAUACAAGGGUGAGCAUAUAAGAUAUCACUUGCAAGAUUUUCGGCGUACGAGAACAACACGAUUGCGUGCACCAAGAGGGUAUAAAGAGUCCUUCAAUUACCUACAUUCUUCGUGCAGAAUGAUUGUUGAGCGCACUUUUGGAGUGUGGAAGAAGAGAUUUAAGGUUUUGGAAGAUAUGCCUGCAUACAAUUUUGAUACCCAACGAGACAUUGUUCUAGGUACAAUGGCCAUCCAUAACUAUAUUAGGAAGAAAGGGGUACAAGAUGUUGCAUUCACUGCAGCCGAAAAUGAAAAUUAUAUUCCUAAUGCACAAUUAGUGACACCAUCUGAUAGUCAAAUUAAUGAUGAAGUGGACCAGAGUGAUAAUUAUUGGAUGGCAGUGCGGGAUGCUAUAGCCCUAGAUAUUGGACAACCACAAUAA